AUGGCUUUACCAAAUGCAACUUUGGAUUUUUGGAGUGAAAACAGUGUUUUGCUUCAGCCUCUUUGGGACAAACUGAGAGUGGACUACAGAGAUUGUCUUCGCUCACCACUCUUCCCCAUUAUUCUCACCGUGUCGUCCUACUUCAUCUUGUGUCUUCCUUUUCUAAUGUGCGACAUGGCGGGAGACAGCUGGCCAUGGGUGCAGCGUUUCAAGAUGCAGCCAAGACGGAGGCCCACAACAUCCAUGCUGCUGCACUGUGCAGGUGUCACCCUUUAUAAUCAUGUUUUUCUGGUUCUCCCUGCAUCAGUAGCUCAGUGGAUAUGGAGGCCACCCGUGGAGUUGCCUGACAAGGCACCGUCUUUCCAGGAGCUGAUAUUUGGAGUCCUGGGCAACCUACUGCUCUUUGACCUCCAGUACUACAUCUGGCAUGUGCUACAUCACAAGAUACCCUGGUUAUACGUCACCUUCCAUGCAAUCCAUCAUAACUACUCCUAUCCCUUUGCUCUGGCCACUCAGUGUCUGGGCGGGUGGGAGCUCCUCACUGUCGGGUUUUGGACCACUCUGAACCCUGUGCUUCUGAGAUGCCACCUGCUGACCACAUGGACCUUCAUGGUGUUGCACGUCUACGUCUCUAUAGAGGCGCACUGUGGUUACGACUUCCCCUGGUCCAUGUCACGUCUGAUACCGUUCAGCCUGUACGGAGGGCCCAGCAAACACGACGUGCACCAUCAGAAACCUAAUACAAACUUUGCUCCUCAUUUCAGCCACUGGGACAAAAUAUUUGGCACCCAUGCUGAGUUCAGUUUUGUUACGACAAGCAAAAGAUGGAAAAUGUAG
Nerophis lumbriciformis (worm pipefish) is the source of this 837-nucleotide messenger RNA. The record is from RefSeq and is a predicted model, not a curated record. Lineage: Eukaryota; Metazoa; Chordata; Actinopteri; Syngnathiformes; Syngnathidae.